AUGGGGUUCCACUUCCAGCAGUACAUCGCGAUGGUCGGGCGCGCCAUCAACCCCGUCCAGUGGACGCGCACGUGGAAAAAACUCGAGGGCAAGAAGGCUGGCGAAGUCUACCGCAGCGCCCUCGACUGGACCAACAACCAGUUCGCCCAGGUGGCUCGCGCUUCGCAGUACCGCGCGUGGUGGUGGCAGAACCCGCUGGGCAUGGGCCUCGUCCUCUACGGCACCUACAAGGCGUGGCACAUGAUCUACAUGGUUCGCAAGCAGAAGAAGACCGCUCAGCUGGUCGCCGCCGCCUACGGCCAGGGUGGGCAGUGGCUGAACCCCGUGCCUCGAUAA
Messenger RNA from Besnoitia besnoiti, 336 nucleotides. RefSeq lists its product as uncharacterized. The record is from RefSeq and is a predicted model, not a curated record. The transcript has 3 exons. Lineage: Eukaryota; Apicomplexa; Conoidasida; Eucoccidiorida; Sarcocystidae. Bases 1 to 336 code for a protein of 111 amino acids.